This is a messenger RNA of Tarenaya hassleriana, 2253 nucleotides long. RefSeq lists its product as uncharacterized. The record is from RefSeq and is a predicted model, not a curated record. NCBI's taxonomy places the organism in Eukaryota, Viridiplantae, Streptophyta, Magnoliopsida, Brassicales, Cleomaceae. The transcript has 3 exons. Gene Ontology annotation, molecular function: protein dimerization activity. The coding region runs from base 192 to 2066 and encodes 624 amino acids.
UAGCAGGGGUGGACCUCUGUGUACACAAUCAUAUACGGACUCUCUCUCACACAGCCGUCUUUGUCUGAGAGAAUACGAACAGAAGCGAGGGUUUAGCCUGUAAAGCUGGGAUUUCUUCUCUCCCGUUUGUGUAGGUCCUCUCUUCUCUCCCGUUUGUCUCCUACGCGUUAUAGAGUGGAUGUCCUGAACCAAUGGGUUCGGGUGGGGCCUCAAUGAACAUCCGUGACCAUGGUGUUUCUGUGGACAAGAAGAAAGGUAGGGUGGGAUGCAAUUACUGUGGAAAAGAAAUGAGUGGUUUUACCCGUCUCAAAUGUCACUUGGCUGGUAUACGCAAAGACGUUGUUCCUUGUGAACAAGUUCCAGAUUCUGUAAGAGCGGCGUUUCGAUAUAUGCUAGAGGAAGGCUUCCGUCCUACUUAUGAUGACUCAGCUAAGUCUGUUCCAAGGUGUACAGAUUUUGAUUCUUCGGCUUCCGAAGAUUGUUGCAGCCACAGAAGUUCUCUAAAGAAGAGACGCUUACAGACUGACAAACACGACUUGAUGUGGAAGACAGAGAAGAAAUGUAUUGGCCGGUUUUUUUAUGAGAACUGUGUUGAUUUUUCAGUGGUAGAAUCCCUGAGUUUCAGACAAAUGUUAAGUGUUGCUUGCCCUGGCACUGAUGUUAGUCAGUUGAGGUGGAAGAUCCCCACUUCCGAAGAUCUAAACGGGUGGAUUCUUACGGAAGAGGUGAAAGAAAUGGAGGAACAUGUGAAGAGAAUAAAAGAUUCGUGGGAGGUUUAUGGAUGCAGUAUUCUGUUGGAUGCAUGGGUUGACGUUAAUGGCCGUGACCUCGUUACUUUUCUUGCGGAUUGCCCCAAGGGAGCCGUGUAUCUGAAAUCAUGUGAUGUUUCUGGUAUAAAAGACGAUAUCAUUGCUUUAGUGUUACUGAUGGAUGGCAUUGUUGCGGAAGUUGGAGUACAUAACGUCGUUCAGAUUAUCGGUUGUUCGACAUCGGGUUGGGUCGGUGAACUGCACAAGUGGUUUGCAGGGAAUCAUCGGGAGAUUUUCUGGUCUGUUAGUGUAUCUCAUUGCUUCGAGCUUAUGCUGGAUAAGAUUCGAACACUAGAUUUUGUUACUGACGUGCUUGAAAAGGUCAGGAACAUCACGGAAUUCAUUCACAGCGACCCAUCAGUCUUGAAGCUUUUUAGAGAUCAUAAUCAUGGACAACACCUCACUCUAUUGUCCAAGAAUAAUUCAGCUAAGCCUUAUAUGACUUUAGAGAGUACUUUAAUGGCAAGGGAGAGCUUCAUCAGCAUGUUUACUUCAUCGGAUUGGAAGAACUUGAAGUGUGCUUCUAGAGGAGAGGGAAUAAGAGCCGCCAAAUUGGUGGAGGACUCUUCUUUCUGGAAAAACGCCGAGACGGUCCUCGAAUGUACAAUUCCUCUUGUACGUGCUCUGUUCUUGGUUACAAAGGCUGACAAGCCACAAGUUGGACUUAUAUAUGACACAAUGGAUGAAAUCAAAGAGGGUAUCAGGAAGAACUUUAAUCACAAGAAACUCAGUUACAAAACUGUGUGGGAUAUAAUAGAUGAAGUAUGGGACACUCAUCUUCAUACCUCACUUCACGCGGCUGGAUACUUUCUGAACCCAUGUGCCUUUUACUCGACGGACUUCCAUCUUGAUCCAGAAGUUACCAUUGGUCUAGUUUCAUCUUUGAUCCAUAUGGUAAAAGAGCGGAGUGAUCUGUUGGAAGUUUUACCACAGCUCGAUAUGUACAGACUCGGUAAAGAUUCCUUUUCUGAGGCCAGCCGCUCCGAGAAUAUCUCUAGAAUGGCUCCAGCCGAAUGGUGGAUUCAGUACGGGAAUCAGUGCCCAGAGUUACAGAGUGUUGCCAUUAAAAUUCUGAGCCAAACUUGUGAAGGUGCAUCAAGAUUCGGGCUCAAGAGGGAAGUGGCCGAGAAGCUGUUGGCUGGAGGGAAGAGCCCUCUUGACCAUCCGCUUCUGAAAGACUUUGUCUUUGUUCAUUACAACCUGCACCUGCGGGGAUGUAACCUGAUACAAGACUCCGGGGAGGAUAUUGAGCAUUGAUGUUGCGUCCUGCCUGACAGUGGAGCCUUGCCCUCCGUGAUGUCUGAACAGGCAUAUUAGUAGUUUCAGAGAUUUGACUGUGUUUUGUUAUUGAAGAGCCAUAUAUAGUCUUCAGUUCACCUGGUGAAUGUAAGAAACUGAAAUCUUGUAAAUGGACAACGAAUUUGAACUGUUUCAGAGCUUCUAA